This is a messenger RNA of Lodderomyces elongisporus, 1308 nucleotides long. RefSeq names its product Sec20p (gene SEC20). The transcript has a single exon. Lineage: Eukaryota; Fungi; Ascomycota; Pichiomycetes; Serinales; Debaryomycetaceae. Gene Ontology annotation, biological process: retrograde vesicle-mediated transport, Golgi to endoplasmic reticulum. Gene Ontology annotation, molecular function: SNAP receptor activity. The record is from RefSeq and is a predicted model, not a curated record. Gene Ontology annotation, cellular component: endoplasmic reticulum; SNARE complex. The coding region runs from base 1 to 1308 and encodes 435 amino acids.
AUGAGCUUAUAUGAAAGGUUGGGUCAAUUGCAAUUGACUAUAUUUGGCAAUUUGGACUCUUUAGUCCAAACCAUUGAUCUACCGGAUGAUGAAUUUAGAGAUUCGUAUGAUUCAAUUUUCAGCCAAAUCAGUCAUAAUUUGUUGACAUACAAAGAUUACUUGCGUAUACUUCACCUCCAGCAACAAUUGGAACAACAAGAACACACGUAUGGGAGACCAAUGCUGGUCAAUUCAGGUCUACAAAUCUAUGAACUCAAAUAUGAAUCUCUCAAAGCCAAACUACGAGACAUGGAAUUAUUUAUUAAUGAUACAAGGCAAGAAAAAUUGCAUCAAGAUAGACUAGUCAAGUUUGAUCUUCUUCCGUCUACAUCACAAGAGGAAAUACGAGACCAAGAACGGGAUCAAGACCAUGGAGAAGAUAAUCAGUUUUCUAACGCACGUGGAGUUACAAAUGGCAAAAGCGCUCAAUCUUUGGACAAAGCCAAGGCUCAACUCUUUGCCAACCGAUCAAAUAAAAAUAAUACAAAUGCAAAUCCAACAUCAAUCAAUGCACAAAUCAAUGCGCAAAAUACCAAGAUAACUUCAUCUCUUCAAGCAUCCCGCUCGCUUCUUCUCACCUCUGUUCUCCAAUCGGAACUCAACAUAGAUAGUAUUGAUCAGCAGUCAAAGGACCUUGCUAGACUAAAUGAAAGCUUUAUAAAAUUUGGAGACCUUUUGGGGAAGUCCAAGGGGAUUGUCAAAUUUAUUGAAAAACAGGACAAGUCAGACCGACAAAGGAUAUAUUUGGCAAUGGGAUUUUUUUUGGCCUGUUGCUGUUGGGUGAUCUACCGAAGAGUGUUGAGACGACCAUUGAGGAUAUUGUUCUGGAGCUUAUUCAAGAUCUUCAAUAUCUUUGGCUGGUUAUUUGGAGGGAAUAAAGACAGAGCAAAUAACUCCGAACAGAGUCUGGAAGUAGUAGCAAUGGCUACCGCAACAAGUAUUCUUGAUACAAUUAUGAAUAGUGUUACCGGGGCGGAAAACCAAGGUACAGUUAGAAGGACUCUGAGCAAAAUUAUUGAAGGUAUCAUUGAUACUGUAACUAAUAGUUUGGACCAUAGCCAUGACCAUAGCCAUAGCCAAAUUACUGAAAUAGUGCAAAGUCUUUCAACGGGUGAAACAGGGUUACCCAGUGACAUAUCAUUGGAAAGAUUCAAAAGUCCUGUGACAAUAACGAAAAAUUCAUUAAAUGAAGUUACUAGUUCGGUAAUCCUGUCGCUUUCCGUAUCCAGCAUUACUUCGAUAAUAGAAAGGUUGGUGGAUGAACUAUAA